AUGCGCAGACUCAACAGCCAAAAACCCGAUGGAAAGCUCCUAGAGGAAUUCAGGGCUACUUUCCCUCAUCUCCAGCAGCGUUCGCAUUCUCUUGCAGGCACGCCCGGCCACACGCUCGCAGAUGCGCUUGAUGUCGCGCACCCCUCCCGACAACUCGACCAUGAAGAUAUCAAAGAUCAAGAUCCAACUCCGCGCGGAAACACCGAACCGUGGAGGUUCACACCAUCACUGCUGGACCCGAACAGCUUCGCUUUCACCUCUUUCGCAAACCAACCUCCUGGUUACUACACGCCAACACCUGGCGGAACCAACACGCUCUAUCACAGCCAGGCCGGAGACCUCCACACCCCCGGCUUCAGCUUCGGUCUAGGAACUCCGCUAUCGCUUCCCACUUCCGAAGGUGCUCUCCACGCUGGUCAGGUCGCGCCUUCCACCCAUCUCCACGGCUUCAAUCCCCACGCCCUUGGGUCGCAUCACUUCCAGAAUGUCAAUCCUUUUGGCGUACAGCCUCAGCACUCCCAAUCCUUUGCACCGCAUCAGUUCACACAUCAACCUUCCGCAUUCGAUCAAGGCAACAUGGCGCAAAACCACGAAGACUCACCAAUGGACAAUAUGGUCCCGGAAGUGGAGAUGCAGGAGCAGUCACCUCUGAUCGGUUAUGCACCCCAUUCAUACGAGGGCAGCCUGGCAGCUGCAGUCGCACCAGCACCCCCUCCACCCAGUCAAAAUUUUCGCUACCACGUCACUCUGAAUGCUCCGACAGCCAUGAUCAAGCAGUCGGACGAGGUUCCUGUCACCUAUCUCAACAAAGGACAGGCUUACUCCAUCUCUCUUGUGGACACCGCACCUAUGCAAGCACCCUCUCCCUCGAUAAAGUACAGGACUUUUAUCCGCGUUUCUUUCGAGGACGAACAGCAGCGCCAGCGACCUGCGUCUUGUUGGCAACUGUGGAAAGAGGGCCGUGGAACCAACGAGGCGCACCAGCGUGGUGGGCGACUUCAAGCAGUUGAAUUCGUGGAUCCAAGUCAAGUUAGCGGCGGUGAGAUACAAGGACGACCCAGAGUUGAGCUCGAGUCUUCAUCGUUCGAUGGCUUCGUGGUCACAUGGACACCAACUCACAACGCUUCGCCGGAGUGCUCUUUGGCUGUGCGUUUCAACUUCCUCUCCACCGAUUUUAGCCACUCCAAGGGCGUCAAAGGCAUUCCCGUCCGGUUAUGUGCGAAGACGGAAAUGGUUAUGGAAGCUACCGGAUCAUCCCCCCAAAGACCGGAUGCUGAGCUCUGCUACUGCAAAGUGAAGCUUUUCCGCGACCACGGUGCCGAGCGGAAACUGUCCAACGACGUUGCACACGUCAAGAAGACUAUCGACAAGCUGAAGCAACAGAUUGCUCAAGUCGAAUCUGGCAUGAAGGAUUUCGGCAAGCGGAAGCGCAGUGGAUCAAUCUCCAAGGGCAGUGCCAGUCAACGUCCUGGAAAGGUGCCUAAACACAAGAGGACAUGGUCCAUGUCUUCAGCUAGCGACAACCAAGGAGGUCGUGCACCUGCUGAAGAAGAUCUUCACAUAAAACUGGCAUCGCUCCAAGACAUGUUCAGUUCCACUAGACCUGUCAGUGUUCUGUACCUCAAGGGCGAGGACCAGGAUGAUCCCGACCUCCACCCAGUGAUCCUAGGAGCUUCCCCUCAAGAACUCUCUAAGCUUGACACCAACGUGGAUGCGCCUAUGUGGGAGGCCCCAGAGUCGCAAACGGCAACGUCGUCUGUCGUAUCACCAACUCCGAGUUCUCAGUCUCUCCACUCAGAGAAGCGCCGGACUACCUCGUUCCAACGUCCGGUGCCCUUUCAGCCACCGUCACGCAUGUCCUCGAACGAAUGGCGGAAUAUGCCGCAAACAGCCACAGGCGAUCUCAAGGGCAUGGCUAGCAUCCAAGGCGGCGCAGAUGUUCCAACAAAGGUUCAACGGCCAUAUUCUGAUGAUCACGCGCUUUCUGGAUGGAUCGAAGCCCUCGGGGUUGAUCAAACCUACCAACCGCCUCCAGAGCCCAUGCUAAAGCCUGUCGCCUGCUUCUUCGUUCAGCCGCGCUUCGCCGGUCGGCAACCUGACGACAACUACUUCCGCGCUGUCUAUCUCAUGGAACGUACUGUGAAAGAGCUGGUCGCUAGUAUCGCAAUGAAGAUUAAGAUCGAGCCAACCAAGGUCACACGUACCAUCCGCAUCAACCAGAAAGGACUGCAGAUUUUGAUGGACGACGAUGCGGUCAACAGGAUCCCUGAGCAACAGGACAUGACCGCCGAAUUCCACGAGAUUGGCACACCACCAGUGCAUGGUAUGAAGCGCGAAUGGGAUGCGGGUCCUACAGACAUCCAAGUUGAUGGCGACAUCAGCGUUGCGGAAAACGUACAUUCGAGCGGCUACGAACUCCGUCUUCUCUUCUAG
Molecule: messenger RNA, 2433 nt
Organism: Alternaria atra
Lineage: Eukaryota; Fungi; Ascomycota; Dothideomycetes; Pleosporales; Pleosporaceae
Exons: 3
Coding region: 1-2433 (810 amino acids)
Biological process (GO): regulation of transcription by RNA polymerase II
Cellular component (GO): nucleus
Molecular function (GO): RNA polymerase II cis-regulatory region sequence-specific DNA binding; DNA-binding transcription activator activity, RNA polymerase II-specific
Source: RefSeq, a predicted model, not a curated record